Molecule: messenger RNA, 1336 nt
Organism: Anopheles stephensi (Asian malaria mosquito)
Lineage: Eukaryota; Metazoa; Arthropoda; Insecta; Diptera; Culicidae
Exons: 2
Coding region: 627-1016 (129 amino acids)
Source: RefSeq, a predicted model, not a curated record
AAUAGAAUAUUACAAGCCCUAAGAGGAAUUUUGCAACCGAAUUUUCCUCUCUUUCCUUCUCUUAUUUCAUAGAAACGACCUGGACGUAUUUCUACAACCUGUGAUACUAAUCACGCCUCUUUACAAAACAUUUCAAACAGUUAAGAACAAUGUCAAACGCUUGACCAUCUCAGAUAUCCAAAACAACUGAGAAUCAUCAAACAAAAAAAAAAAAAACAAUCGUACCUAUCAUUAUCGUACUCCGCCGCAACCGGUCAGACAUUUUCAUCAACACAAUCAAGUGAAAUUAACGACAACGGCUCUGGGGCAGCAUGUUGAAAUCGUUCAUUUUCAAUGAAUAACAUCCCGUAAAGUAAGCGGCGCGGCCCACCAUCAACCGCACCAACGGGCGUCCUCAUCGGAUAAUCACAUUGGACGAGAUUUACUUUUAUCUCGCUUCGGACCCAUCCGCGUACAUGCAUCCGCCGCCGCAGAACCGAUCAUCACCCCAAUGGUCGCCCAACAGUGUGUCCCGCGGUCAACCGUUGGCAGCAUCAUUCAUUUCAGCAUCAGUGACAAUGAAAUCAAAACCAACGGGCAGUAAGUAAGCACUCCCAGCACAGAUUCAGCUCAUUCCGGCGGCUCCCAUGAGCGCUCUCGUGCGCGUGGAACCUGCCGUGCCCAUCAGCCCAUGCCUCCCGGGAUGCAGCACUCGAGGAUCUAAUUAUGUGCUGAUGUGGUGCGAGAAGCAUGUGAGCGAUGAGCGGCACAUCGCACCGCUUACUCGAAAGCGGGAUGUCCAGCCCGGCCGGCCGAACAGCAUCCGUCACUACCAGCAGAAACCGAGGGAAAGACAACCGUCUCGAACCUUCACCAGCAUCAGCGGCACAACACAAAUCGGAGAGCUGCCGCCAGUUGAUCGUUCUUAUCUUAUUGAAAUCGAAACGAUUUACAAACGGCAGGCCGUACUCCGCUUGGCAGGAGGACGAAAGUUGCUGCGGCGCGCCCAGGACACGGUUGAGAUGGGUGUGAAUUAAGCUAUAAUAAAAUGACGUCUUUGAUAAGUAAAUAAAUCUUUGUCCAUUAGGCAGUGUGCGAUCAUCUCCUUCCAUUCGCUUUGUUCCCGCCUGGGUCGGCCUUGUCGAAUGUGUGGCACUCAUUCAUGAUCGUAUGAUUUUUUCGACCGGGAAAACAUCCAACCCAACAACACACGGGUGACUAACGGGUGAUUAUCGAAUAGAGCGCGCGCUCUAUUGCUGGGUGUUGGUUGCCGACUGGAUGUUCUGUCUUGUUUGCCGGUUAGUGGUGUGUUUUUCCCCACCACACAGUCAUUCAAGCACCGUCCCAAAAGGAAUUA